UGCUUGGACUUCACCAGAGCCUAGAAUGAUUCUCUUUGUACAGAAAUCUGCAUUGUGAUCUUAAUAGUAGUUGUGAACAUUAACUUUGGUCCUCACUGGGGAGAUGGAGUGAUAGGGAAGUAUAGGUACAGGAAUAACAUAGAAUAGAAAACAAGAGGGAGAAGAGAGUAGGAUGUACAUUGAGAAGCUAUAGGGAAGGGUAAGGCUAGGCUAAUGGGGAUGUGGCAAGGGACCUGCCAGCUCUUCUGUUGGGCAGUUGCAAGGAUUAGAAGCAAGUGAGGAAAACAAGGCUCCUAUGCUGCUUCCUGGUCCUCCCACCAGCAGGGGAAGCCUUGUCUCUGCAUGGGCAAGUGGCAGUGUGCCUGUUGUCAUGCACAUGGCUGUGACUGCAGUUGGACAUCCUUCCUGCAAGUCCAUGGCCUCUCCAAGCAUUGGUACUGGUGAAAAAAUGAUGGGGAUGCCUGUCAAGAGCAGGGCAGUUCACAGUGUCUGCAGCCAUUGGAAGCAUCUCUAUCUCUGCUAGGUUGUGGGUUUUUUUCCAUUUAAUAGAGGAUGUCCUGUUGAGAUGGAUGUCAUGAUAUCAUCCUCAAAGAUUUCCUGCAUUCUUAAAGCCAUUUUCAUGCUGUGGAUACACUUUAUACUGCUGUUCAGUCGGCAGGGGAAAUUAAGGCUUCAGAAAUGGUACACGACGCUACCUGAUAAAGAGAAGAAAAAGAUCAUUCGAGAAAUUGUUCAGAUUAUUUUGUCUCGCAAUCAAAAAACAAGUAGUUUUGUUGACUGGAAAGACCUCAAGCUUGUUUACAAAAGGUAUGCUAGUUUGUACUUCUGUUGUGCAAUAGAAGACCAGGAUAAUGAACUCCUGACUCUAGAGGUUGUUCACCGAUAUGUAGAGCUUUUGGACAGAUACUUUGGAAAUGUGUGUGAGCUGGAUAUUAUCUUUAAUUUUGAAAAGGCUUAUUUUAUUCUUGAUGAAUUUAUAAUUGGUGGAGAAGUACAAGAAACUUCAAAGAGGUCCGCAGUGAAAGCCAUAGAAGACUCUGACAUGUUGCAGGAGACAGUGGAAGAGUACAUGAACAAGCCUGCAUUUUAAUGUUACGACUACCUGGAGAGAGAACUGCUGUAUGCACCUGUAAACUCCACUUCCUAAAAUUGUUUCCCAAUGUGCCAGAUCCUCAGAGAAAUACCAAAAGCAAUAACUUAAAGGGAUUUGUUUGUAUAAUUGUGAAGAUGGUCAGCUAAUGUAGCACAGGGUUUAACAAUUCUGUGCUUGCCUUACUCUGCAUAUGAGUUUCUCAGAGUUGUUACCCUUGAUGUAGUUUCUCUUCUCCUUGCUGGACUAAACACUUGUUUUGUACCAUGUCUUUUAGCUACCGGUUUUGUCAUCAUAAAAUGUUACUCUGAUGGUACUUUGAAGAAGUAUUUUUACUAGUUUUGGUCCACUGCUGACUGUAUGACUCUACUUUUGUACAAAUGUCCAUUAUUUUGAAUUUAAUGAUUAUUCUGCUCUAAUAAUAUUUUUUUUUCCAAAAGCCAAAUUGUUGUGGGCCUUGAUUUCACAAAUGUGUUUUGAAAAGAUUAAACCAUCUAGUUCAGGAAGAAAUGUGCUUCUCUUUGGACCAGCCCUUUUCUUUCACAGUCUUCCUUCUAUUUUCUACUCUAGUCUGCUAGUAAGACUGCUCCAACUGCUACUAGCAUGCAUUCCACACCUUCAUUUAAUCUGGAAGACUGUUCUGACUCGAGGUAGGCUUCUCCCAGGUUUAAUGAAUCCUUUUUGCUGCUGCAUGUGGAUGGCCUCUUUCUGUCUUCUCAUUUUCCUGUCCCCUUCCUAGAUCCCCUGGACCUGAACAAAGGCUAUAACCUUUAGAAGUGUGCAGCUUGAGAGCAGGAGAUAUCCAGAAGAGAAGAAAUUAGUCUUUGGGAUUCAUCGAUUGCAUUGAUUCACAUUUCCUUUCAACACAGAUUUUCUUUGAUUUCUGGGAUGUACAGUUCGUAUUUUCCUUCAGGGAUUUUUCUGAUCUUUAAAUGUCCUGCGUUCUUACUCCUACUCUUUCAUUGCUCCUUCCUUCCCAGUCUGUCUGUAUCUUCCUGGGGAGAGGUUUGGGGUUUUUUUUGGAGGUGGGAGCACUUUGACACAACAUGACAACUUUGUUAAUUGUCAACCCACUUUUCUGCCUGUUAUCUAGUCUGUUAGUAAAACUGUGACAAGCUGGUUCAUAGCGUCAUGCUGCUCUUUUUAUAAUUACUUUAUCCAUCUGUUUUCUCUGUAUUGAUGUCAAAGGCAUACUUUCAGCAUCGAAAAAAUGGUGAAAUUGCUGAAGGGCUUUUAAUAGCUCUGAAGAUAUUCGAUUUAAUAGUAAAUUAAUGAAAUUGUAUGAGUUGGUUAUUAUUUUCUCAUGGCUUGAAAUGAAGUUUUUUUAAAGUAGCAUUUAAUUGAUUAAGGAGCCACUUCAGAAUGUGCAGAGGCUCUUUCCGCUCUUUACUUUUAUAAGUGUCUUCUAUUCAGUGAAAUCAUCACUAGUUUCAUUUGCUUUUACUCUUCUGGUUUUUUGUUUGGUGUUUUUUUUUUUUUUUUUUUGGAACCAUGCUAUGGUUCUCUGACUCUUACAAUUCUUGCUUGAAUUCUAGGCUGUAUAAAAUUAGGAGUUCCAAAAGGAAGAUUUCUUAGUAUGAAUAAAGAUAUCUUAAGCUUUUCUCUUCAGUCAUUCUAAGAAGAGCUGUAGGACUUCUUUCUCAUUUCAAAUGAAGAAGAAUUCCUUAUGGAAAAAAAUAAUACAUCAGCUAGGGGUACUUAUGCCAGCUGUGUCAACAUAGCAUCUAAAAUACAUAGCAUUGCCAAACUCAUGUAUCCAGUGUCAACUUGAGAAGUGUGAAGGAAUUAGUAUGGCUUCCUUGCACUCAUGCAAAAGGUCAUUGGAAUGUGCUGGGCCUGUUGUGCCAACUGCCUUUGUGCUACAAAGAUGAAUGCAAAGUAUGUGUUAACUACUCUAAAGAACUUCUGAAUUAUAUUUUUGGUCUAAGAAACAUCUACAGAUUCCUGUUGCUUUUGCCUACAGAUGGGCUACACAAAGUAGGUAGGUGGGCAUUACUUAAUGUGACUUUUGCAAGUGUCACUCUGUAUGCAUGGUAUGCUUAUGAUAUAGAACAGGUUGGUUUGAAACAUAAAACUUGUAUUUAUACUUUUUACAACCUUCAGUGAGAAAGGGGUCACUCACCUAAGUGGUGUUAUAAUGGCAUUCAGCUCAACCCAACUCUUCUCCAAAGGGACAAAGCCCAGAUGAAACCCAGUUAUUGUCAGGUUGCCUUAGGUCACUGUGUCAAAAUGCCUGUGGCUCCAUCUUUGCGGAACUCGCUCACCAUCAACAGGACUCUACAUAGAUUAGUGCACUGAGGAGUAUAGCUCAUCAGAAGACUUAUGUCUCUUCUGAUAUCUUAGUUCUUUGAUUUUUCUUAAAGCAGGAGAUGCAUAUAUCUUUGUAUACAUUUACAAAUAUCUCCAAAGCAUUGCCCAUUUCAGUUGUGUUUGCUGUUGAUGUUUCUCUUUCCAGCGUGCCUGACUAUUCUAGGCAAUGUUCAAUGUAAGGUUUUCUGAGACUACUUUAUGAAAUUAUUAUCAAAAAACUGCUAGAAAGCAGGUUCCUUAAUGGUUUUCCCAAUCUCACUAACCUCUUUUGCCAGUUAUCUAAAUUCUCACCUUGUUGAUGAGCUUCAAGCACAUACAUCCUAGUUUGCAAAAUCGCAUUUAUUAAAAUAAUCAUUAAUUAUGGUCAUGUUGCUAACCUAGAUUCCCUUCCUUGCUUUUGCCAGCUGUAUCUAACAAAAAACUGCUUGGUUUUCUUAUUAGCAUCUCUACCUGGAGGAUUCUUACUGUGAUGUUGCUGCUUACCUGUUGUGACAGGGCUGGUUCUCUGUCAUGCAACUACUUGCAAAUUGUGAGUUUUGACAUCUUUGAACAUAUCCUGACAAUUAAAAAGUGAGAGACAGACAUUGACUGGGAUAAAAAUAAGUAUAAUAAUGUCAAAAGGAAUAUUAAAAGUAUGACAAAUUAGUAUGAUUGGGAGACAGGAGUGACAGGAUCUCAUAGGAUGCAUGAAUUCUUAACAUUUGUUUCUUUUUUCAUUA
Messenger RNA from Strigops habroptila (Kakapo), 4119 nucleotides. It is a transcript of the gene AP1S3, whose product is annotated as adaptor related protein complex 1 subunit sigma 3. The record is from RefSeq and is a predicted model, not a curated record. Gene Ontology annotation, biological process: vesicle-mediated transport; intracellular protein transport. The transcript has 5 exons. Lineage: Eukaryota; Metazoa; Chordata; Aves; Psittaciformes; Psittacidae. Gene Ontology annotation, cellular component: intracellular membrane-bounded organelle; AP-1 adaptor complex; membrane coat. Gene Ontology annotation, molecular function: clathrin-cargo adaptor activity. Bases 566 to 1090 code for a protein of 174 amino acids.